Messenger RNA from Antechinus flavipes (yellow-footed antechinus), 3919 nucleotides. RefSeq names its product lipase G, endothelial type (gene LIPG). The coding region runs from base 238 to 1752 and encodes 504 amino acids. Gene Ontology annotation, molecular function: protein binding; lipoprotein lipase activity. The record is from RefSeq and is a predicted model, not a curated record. The transcript is spliced from 10 exons. NCBI's taxonomy places the organism in Eukaryota, Metazoa, Chordata, Mammalia, Dasyuromorphia, Dasyuridae. Gene Ontology annotation, biological process: lipid metabolic process.
GCCCUACACACACACACACACACACACACACACACACACGCUCCUUACUGUUCAUACUCUCCUUUUUAUUUUUUUUCCCCCCAAAUUUCUUGACUUUUCCCUCAUUUUCUUACCUCCCGGAGGAAAAAAAGGCAACGUGCAGCUAAGGCUCGCAAAGGAUUUCCUUCCUUUGCUGAAGAAAUAUCUCUACCUUUACCCCCCUCUUCCUUAGCGGGAGGGGCAGCAGCCGGGGAAGCGAUGCGAAGCUACUUUUUUCUGCUUUGCCUCUGCAGUCUCUAUUGUUCUGUUACCGCGGGAAAGACAGACCCGGAUGGUCCAGAGGGGCGACUGAAAGAUAGAAGCUUAACCGAGCAUCCCCAGUCCAAUACAGUGCACCCUCCUGCCAAGCCCUCAGUGCGGUUUAAUGUCAGAAUCUCCAAGGACCCAGAGCAUGAAGGCUGCUAUCUCUCCAGGGGUCAUGACCAACAUUUAAAAGACUGUGAUUUCAAUACCACAGCAAAAACCUUUUUCAUCAUCCACGGAUGGACGAUGAGUGGUAUGUUUGAGAAUUGGUUGUUCAAGCUCGUGUCAGCCCUCCAGACGAGAGAGAAGGAUGCUAAUGUAGUUGUGGUAGACUGGCUGCCAUUGGCUCAUCAGCUCUACACAGAUGCCGUCAACAACACCAGGGAAGUGGGCUUUAAAAUUGCCAAGAUGCUGGAUUGGCUGCAGGAGAAGGAGCAUUUUUCUCUUGAAAAUGUUCACUUGAUCGGCUAUAGUCUUGGAGCUCAUGUUGCUGGAUAUGCUGGGAACUUUGUGCAGGGGACAAUAGGCAGGAUCACAGGUUUGGAUCCGGCUGGCCCCAUGUUUGAAGGGACAGACGUGGACAAGCGGCUCUCACCGGAUGAUGCAUAUUUUGUGGAUGUUCUCCACACGUACACUCGUUCCUUUGGCUUGAGUAUUGGAAUCCAGAUGCCCGUGGGCCACAUUGAUGUCUAUCCCAAUGGGGGUGACUACCAGCCAGGUUGUGGGCUGAAUGACGUUUUAGGAUCAAUUGCUUAUGGAACAAUCACUGAAGUGGUGAAAUGUGAGCAUGAGCGGGCUGUGCAUCUUUUUGUGGACUCCCUGGUGAACCAGGACAAGCAAAGCUUUGCUUUCCAGUGCACAGAUUCCAAUCGUUUUAAGAAAGGCAUCUGCCUGAGCUGCCGGAAAAACCGCUGCAAUAGCAUUGGCUACAAUGCCAAGAAAAUCCGGCACAAAAGAAACAGCAAGAUGUAUUUAAAGACACGAGCUGGCAUGCCUUUCAAAGUUUACCAUUACCAGAUGAAAAUCCACGUCUUCAGCUACAAGACCAUGGGAGAAACAGAGCCCUCAUUUUAUGUUACACUUUAUGGCACCAACACGGAUUCCCAGUCUCUUCCUCUAGAAAUAGUGGAGCGGAUAGAUUUAAAUGCCACCAACACCUUCCUGGUCUACACGGAGGAAGACAUGGGGGAUCUGCUGAAGAUCAAGCUCUCCUGGGAGGGCACAUCUCAAUCCUGGUACAACCUGUGGAAAGAACUGCGCAAUUAUCUGUCGAAACCCCACAACCCUGUGAGGGAGCUUCACAUUAGGCGUAUUCGGGUCAAAUCUGGGGAAACUCAGCAGAAAUUGACUUUCUGUGUUGAAGAUCCUGAGCAAACUAGCAUCUCUCCUGGCAAAGACCUCUGGUUUACCAAGUGCCGCGAUGGCUGGAGAAUAAAAAAUCAGACCAGUUCAGCCACAGAUCUGCUCUAAGGGUCCUUUUGGAGGAUUUACCCCGCUGAGACCUACUGCCAUCCAACUACAUGGAGAAAGUUACUGCUGAGAUCUACCCGGAGGGCAGGAUCUCCUCUUGACUGUUAUCAGGAGGGCAGUUUACCACUGGGCUCAGGCCCUCUUUCCCCACAACUGCUGUAAUGGCAGGCAGGAGGGGAACUCAUCCUUUACUGCAACUUAUCACAGCUAUUUAGGCUAGUACUAACCCUAACUAAAUGCUCAGUGGAUCCCAGGUGGAGGCUGAGUUCCAGUUCUGUCUACAAGCUUAAUAUCUGUGUGCUUCUCAGUGCUGGUUUGAAGUUCCUUGGAGAAUACCCAUCUGUAUUUUUGGCCAAGGGAAACAGCCAUUCUGAAGAGACUCUUAAUGGAUGAGGUGCCAUAAAGGCCACACACACCCCAAAGAUUCUCUGACUGGUGGUCUUUCCUCUCAGGGUCAUUUCAGAGAAAAAAAAAAAGUCUUUCUGAUCUGAUGAGACACAUGGGGAACAUUCUGUGUUUUUACAAAGAAGAGAAAUCACUUCAGAGGAUGAUGCUGAAAGGUUCUGGGCAGCUUUGGGUUGCAUUGUCCCUGCUUUCCACAUUUGAGAGGUACAAUCUCUCUUUUCACAUACUCUUGCAAUGUCCAAAGGAUCAGUCAUUUGUUCCCAACAUAUAUUUAUUGAGACUACCAUUCGUUGGUUGCAUGACAUUGAACAAAUCAGUGCCUUUGAGUCUUGGUUUCCUCAUUUGAAAAUGAGUGGGCUAGAUCUAGAUGAUCAAUAAAACCCUGUCUAGCUCUGGCACUCAGUGGCUGUAGGAGAUGCAAAUUAUGUAUAAGGUAUACCUUGGGGAUCAUAAAUGCUUUCUUUAUACAACCUUUGCCAAAUAAUGUAUUGACAUGUUAAUCACCAUCAAAGCUAUUCUAUUGGUUUGUCUGUAGAAAAUAUAACUGGUUACAUUUCAAAGAAAAAUUUUUACUAUUUUGGGUAUUAAAAACACUGCAGCUAUUAAGCAUAUUUAUAUAUGCAAAGGUCAGCAUAGGUCAAGAAAACUUGGAUUCAGGAGCUACAGAUUGGGCUUAUUUAAAUCUUGAUUUUACUUUGCACUUAAGACUCCUACUUCAAAGAUUUUAUAUUUCCAGUUGUGCCUCACCAGUGCAGAACUUCCAAAAAACCCUCCAAAUUCAUCAUUUUUAUAUUUUUCAAAGAACAGCAUCAUAUAUGAUUUAUUUAAUUCUUAGAUGAGUUGGAGAGAGCAGACACUAUUUCCCCCAUUUUAUAGAUACAGAAACUAAGAUUCAGAGAGAUAGUAUGUGUCACCUAUCAUUUGACAGUGGUACCAGUCCUAUACCCAGAGAUACUGGUCCAUCAUUCAGGACCUUUGUCUCUACACCUUAGUGUUAAGAUUUGGGAUGGAAUUAUUGAGUCUUUCCCUCCUGAAAUGUUCCAAAUGUGAUGUGUAGGAGCGCUUUUCCAUUGAAUUUUGAACCUCUAUCUUCAAAAAGAAAGAUAAUUUUGUGUGUGUGUGUGUGUAUGUGUGUGUGAGAGAGAGAGAGAGAGAAACAGAGAGAGAAACAGAGAAACAGAGACAGAGACAGAAAGUCAGAGAAACAGACACAGUGAGAGAGAGAGAAAGAGAGAGUGAGCGACUGACAGAGACAGAAAGAGAGAUAUUGGAUGGAACUGGACAUUUUUUCUCUAGCUCUAGUUUCUGAAAGAUAGUGGAUUAGCCUGCAUAAUGCCAAAGGUGUGUUUUUGCUCAGUGCACUCGCUUUAAGAGACCCCUUCAGUUAGCUUUUCAUACCUGCUGGGUUUCCCAAUUUGUAUGUCUCUCUGUUGAUAAGUUUUGUGUCUAUCUCUAACCAAAGUCAAGCUUGCAUUCCAAGCUUGAUAGGCCUUGGAUGAUGGAAGUCUUUGGAGUUGAUUUCCAGAAAAUGGAUCUUCACCGGCCAUGUAUUUAUGCAGUUGGCUUAAAGCCUUAUAUGUAUAUAAUGAUGUUUUGUAUGCUGCCUAGAACUCUAUUUAUUUCUCAGAUGUAUAUAAUGUACAAAGAAGAGAUAGAUGUUUUAGGUUAAUUAGUUAUUGCUUUGGAACUAACAUAUUUUGGUAAUUUUUUUUUUUUACAAAGUCCUGCAGGAAAAUAAUAAAACAUUAUUUGAUUCUAAAAA